This is a messenger RNA of Emiliania huxleyi CCMP1516, 1066 nucleotides long. RefSeq lists its product as hypothetical. The transcript has 4 exons. The annotation marks the transcript as partial. NCBI's taxonomy places the organism in Eukaryota, Haptophyta, Isochrysidales, Noelaerhabdaceae. The record is from RefSeq and is a predicted model, not a curated record.
AUUGCCGACGAGAGGCCUGAGCGACGCCCUGAGCGACGCCAGGAGCAGAUAUGUUCCCCUUCGCGGCUUUGUUCGGCCUCUCGCUCGUUCUGCCACGCCGCGUGCAGAUCAUACCGAGGGCCCGCGUCGUCGCCUCCGCCGCAAACGACACGCUGACCGUCGGUGACGCGCUGGCGGGCUCUCUGCGUCGGAACAUUGCCGACCUUCCGGAGCACGAGCACCUGGCGAGGGCGGAGAGAACGCUAGACGCGAUGCUCGUCUCCGGAAGUGCCGAGCUCGACGCGCUUCAGCGCGAGUUUGACCGCGACCUCGCGCAGACGAGCGACUCGCUCGACCAAGAGCUGACCUCCGGACUGCAGCGGGUCGCUGCGACGUACAAUGAGACGUUUGACUACGCGGCAGCAGAGCUCGAUACUGUAUUUGCCUCCACCCGCGACGGUGUAUCGUCGUACCGCUUUCACAGCCAACACUCCCAACACCGCCGCCACUGCCGCCGCCACCCGACUCGCCUCGGUGAGGCUUGCUCAGCAUCUGCGACUCACAACACAGCUUUCCCUGUGAUUAAGGCGUCCGCCGCGACCUCGCCUCGCUCGUCGAGGCUGCCGCCGAGCACAAGGCCCGCACACGGCCGCCGCGCCGCCGCCGCGCCUUCCGGCACCUGUGGCGCUCGUCUCGCCGCGCGUUGCGGUCGGGCGCGCCGAAGCACCCGGUGGUGCUUGUCUCCGAGGUGUCGGCCGUCGCGCUCUCCCUCCUCCUCCUCGCCGCCGCCGCCGACGCCGCCUCCGCCUCCCACGCCCUCCUCCCCGCCUCGUGGCCGGCGGUGCGGGCGCUCCUCUGCCUCUGGGUGGGCUCGUUCGGAGUCAUCCUCCUCCGCUCGGCGACGGACGAUUGGGCGGCCCUCGCCCUCGGUCUCGACCCCGUGGAGCGCUUCGCAGGCAGCAGCGGCGGAGGCGGCGGCAGCGGAGGAGGAGGCGGAGGAAGCUCUAGCGGGCGUCGCAGCGGCGCGGGCGGGAGGUACGUGCGGUGGACGUACGACUGGGAGCGAGACGCGUGGAGGGAGGGCUGA